This is a messenger RNA of Rotaria sordida, 324 nucleotides long. The record is from the annotation of a GenBank genome assembly. NCBI's taxonomy places the organism in Eukaryota, Metazoa, Rotifera, Eurotatoria, Philodinida, Philodinidae.
AUGAAUAAUGUGACACUUGCUUUACGAAACGAAUUAAAUAUGAGCGAAAAAUCUUCAACAAGUGAAAGUAAUUGUGGAGAAAGUAAUAGUGCAGCAAAUAAUAUUGAAGAAAAAUUUGCAGCUCCAGCAGCUGGUUUUGUUGACAAUAUGCCACCACCUAUUCGUGAUGAACUACAACCGAUCGACUAUUUUUAUUUUUUGUUCGGCAAGCGAUCAACAACACUCUUGACAAAUCAACCAAAUCUAUAUGCUGUUCAAAAAAAUUCUAACAAACCGGUACGUAUUUCUGAAACAGAAAUGGAACAUUUCGUUAGUAAUUGUUGA